UAACCGUGUAACGUCAUGAACUCAAUUAAUGAACUUGGCGAGAAAGGGUAUCAUGAUCAAAACUUGUAGGCUCUACAUGCAUGGAUGGCUAAGACCGGUGUUAAUGGUGGUUGUCGAUUUCAACAUUUAAUCUGGAUAUACACAUAACAUUAAAUUUACAAUAGAACUAUUUAGAGAUAAAUUAUAUAAGAAUGUCGUCCAAACCAGAAGUAAUAAUACAAGUGACAUAUGAUACAGAACGAUUUGUUUCUUCAACAAUAAAAUCUGUUGGUGCAGCAACUUUUUAUGGAGUUGUUUCUGUUGCAACAGCCUUUGUAAAUAAAGGCUUAAUGAGCACACAUGACUUUGAUUUUCCUGUCAUAGUGAUGGUGGCCCAAAUGAUCUUUACAAUUGUUCUACUGGAGACUUUACGAUUUUUUGAUUUAAUAGAUCUUCCUGCAUUUACUCUUAAACGUGGUCGAGCCUUUCUAUGGCCAGCUGUAUUCUAUGGGAUUAAUGCUGUGUUGGCACUGAGUGCUCUGUCUCAUAUGAACAUAGCAAUGUAUGGUGUUCUAAAGCGCUGUGUUCCCAUAUCAACUCUCAUUCUGUCUGUUUAUAUUUUAAAGAAGACGUUUCCAUCAAAGAUGACCAUAAUAUCAGUUGUCUUUCUUAGUGUUGGAUGUUUAAUAGCAGGUUAUGGAGAUCUUGGUUUUAAUCCAGUAGCGUAUAUAUGUGGAGGUCUAAGUAAUUUUACUCAAGCAGUGUAUCUCAUACUGGUUCAAAAGUUUUCUCAACAAGACAUGACAACUGCACAAACUUUACAGCUGAAUAGUUAUAAUACAUUACCGUUACUUCUGUUAUAUUCCUGUAUAAAUCGUGAAAUUAUUGAUAUGUGGCAAUAUAAACAUUUUUACAGUAUACAAUUUAUUAUCAUGUUUUUCUUGGCUAUAAGCAUGGGCUGCUUAUUAAAUUAUUCCUUGUUCAUGUGUGCCAGUCUCACGUCUGCACUUACUACCAGUGUUGUUGGUGGAUUAAAAGCCUUAGCCCAGACACUGCUAGGAUUAUUCACGUUUGGUGGGGUCAGUCAUAACCUUGCUACAUACACUGGUAUCAGUGUGAAUCUCUCAGGAGGUAUUUUAUACAUUUUUUCAAAAUAUAGAGAAAAUCGCAAAAACAAAUCCUAUGAUAUGAAAAAGGUGAUGAGUAUAUCCUCUGCUGAAGACUUUAAAGACUUAGCUAAUGGACAUGUUGUGAAUGGAAAUCCAGUACAAAAAAGUAUUGGUACUUUUUUAACAGUUGAUCAUCAGAAGUCAGAAUCUUGAUGCUUGCAAAAUAUGAGAUUCCAUCUCAUUUGAUUAAAAUUUCAGAUUCACAGGGAUUUCCCUUUAUUUUAAAUAUUCCAUAGAUUUUGAUAUUAGGAAAUAGUAUUUUCAAAAUUGCAGAUGUUAAAAAUGAUCAUAGAGUGGUUUCUGAAACAUAUAAAAAAUGAAUUGAUAUUAGAUUGAAGUCAGAUAACCAUGUAUCUGUAGUAUGAAAUCGAAGUUGUAAAAAAAAUAAAGAAGAUGGUUGUACCAUCAUGUUCUAUCCA
Messenger RNA from Patella vulgata (common limpet), 1567 nucleotides. Its product is annotated as putative UDP-sugar transporter DDB_G0278631. Gene Ontology annotation, cellular component: Golgi apparatus. Gene Ontology annotation, molecular function: antiporter activity. Bases 192 to 1301 code for a protein of 369 amino acids. The record is from RefSeq and is a predicted model, not a curated record. Lineage: Eukaryota; Metazoa; Mollusca; Gastropoda; Patellidae. The transcript has 3 exons.